CACACUCCAACAAAUAUAGUCGCAGUGAACAUUGCACUUGUUGAUUUAUUACAAGGACUUAUAGCGACACCGAUGAGGCUGUUGAUGAACUAUGAAUAUGACAUUGCAAAAGAUAUUGUUUAUGGUGCUGUGAUGAGUAAAUAUUUUUGCAUAAUGCGGUUAGGCUUUUCAACCAUCCCAUGUGGACUGACGCUUCUUCUGUUUAUAGUUAUGAGUGUGGACAGAUACAUAGCUAUCAUAUAUCCUUUUAAAUAUGACAAAAUUAAAAUACAUUUAGGUAAAGCAUGCAGCCUGUGUUGGUUAUGCUCAGGUGUUAUGUUUGUGAAACCUAUCAUUGACCUAAGGAUAUGGGACCCCUCUAUGAUAUGUUCAAACUAUAGUGACUGGCUACCAAACCAUGAUGUCAUGAUGUAUAUUUGGAUAAUUGUCAGUGUUUCAAUCUCUACUGGCCUUCACAUUCAAAUACAAUGGAUUGUACAUAGACAUCACAACAACAUCUUCAACCAAAUCCAAGCUAUAGAUCACAAUAGUGCUGUUGUAUACAAAAAAGGAUUUCGAGUUCUUAAAUCCUCCAUACUGUUAUUUGGAUUUUUCAUUGGUAUGUGGGGCAGCUUUUUACUCUUUCGAGUACUAGGCACUUUGCUUUUUGGUGGCGACACUGUUGGUCUUAAAAUAUGGCAUAAAGUGAUCAACAAAAUUACUUUGCUUACAUCAUUUCUAAAUCCUAUUAUAUUUUCUCUCAGACAAAGAAAUUUGAAAAAAGCAAUAAGAGCAAAUUGCAGAAUUAAGUGCAAAGAUUAGAUUAAUUUUCUUUUUGUUCUUUUGAAAACAAAACAAAUAUACAUUGUGUUAUAUUUCUGACAAAAUUAUUUUCAUGCUUCAACUGAAAAUACUUGUUGAUUUAACAUGGAAAAUAGAGUACUAAUUGUCUCCAAGUCAAACUGUUGUUGAAUCUCAAAGAUAAUUUUGGUCAAUAUGAUUAUAAAGUAACAUGGUGAGGCUGAACAAAAACUAAAAAGAAAAUACACAUAUACGGAAGUCAUAAUCAAUGUUUUAAUUUGCAGACUAAUGGUAAAUACAUAAGGGACCAGGUUGAUAUUUUGAUGUUCCUUCUAUAGUAUAAUUAAAUACAGUGUAUAUCAUUUCAUAAAAUGUACACAGAUAGCUAAAAUGUUACUUAACAGUAAUUGAUUUUUAAUUAUGUACUGGUUGUUCAUCAAUUUAUUGACCUUGGCCCCUACAUUUGAGUUAACAUGUGCAAGUGUACUAAAUUACCUGACAGCUUUAUGGACUCCUCGUGCACUCCCCCCUCUUCAGAUUGUUCAGCUACAGAAUUAUCCUGUCCAUCAAUUAUAGUUUCAGCUUCAUGCUGCUCAGUAACAACAGUUGCCUGCUGCUCCUCAACUGAAGCAUCACACUGUUGCUCAACCAUAUUUUCAGAACCAUCCUGCCCAUCAACUAAUGCAAUAGUUUCAGCUUCGUGUCUCUCAUUUGCAUGCUGCUCCUCAGUUAAAGUUUCCAGCUGUUCUGCCUCUACACUUUCAAGCUGUUCUUCUGAUACAGUUUCAAGCUGUUCUUCUGAUACGGUUUCAGAUAUUCCUUGUUGUCCCGAUUCAAACAGAUGGGAACAAUUUGCUGCCCCUU
Owenia fusiformis is the source of this 1644-nucleotide messenger RNA. The record is from the annotation of a GenBank genome assembly. NCBI's taxonomy places the organism in Eukaryota, Metazoa, Annelida, Polychaeta, Sabellida, Oweniidae.